Messenger RNA from Impatiens glandulifera, 835 nucleotides. Its product is annotated as ubiquitin-conjugating enzyme E2 4-like. Gene Ontology annotation, cellular component: nucleus. Gene Ontology annotation, molecular function: ubiquitin conjugating enzyme activity. The transcript has 6 exons. The record is from RefSeq and is a predicted model, not a curated record. Lineage: Eukaryota; Viridiplantae; Streptophyta; Magnoliopsida; Ericales; Balsaminaceae. Gene Ontology annotation, biological process: protein polyubiquitination; ubiquitin-dependent protein catabolic process. The coding region runs from base 96 to 647 and encodes 183 amino acids.
UUUAUUGAUGUCUGAACCAACUUUGCUUUCUUAGCAUUUGUUCAAUCAAAACCCAAAUUCUUCUCUUUCUCUCUCUAUCCAAUUCUAGAGGAAUCAUGUCUUCUCCGAGCAAACGCAGGGAAAUGGACUUGAUGAAACUGAUGAUGAGUGAUUACAAAGUAGAAAUGAUAAAUGAUGGAUUGCAAGAGUUCUACGUAUACUUCAAUGGACCCAGUGACAGUCCUUAUCAUGGUGGAGUAUGGAAGAUUAGGGUUGAACUUCCUGAUGCUUAUCCAUAUAAAUCUCCUUCUAUAGGCUUCAUCAAUAAGAUUUAUCAUCCAAAUGUUGAUGAGAUGUCAGGCUCAGUUUGUUUAGAUGUCAUCAACCAGACUUGGAGCCCAAUGUUUGAUCUGGUAAAUGUGUUUGAAGUGUUCCUUCCUCAACUUCUCUUGUAUCCUAAUCCUUCAGACCCAUUGAAUGGGGAGGCUGCUGCACUUAUGAUGCGUGACCGAGCUGCCUAUGAUCUACGAGUUAAAGAGUAUUGCGAGAAAUUCGCCAAGCCCGAAGAUGCUGGAGCUGCUACAGAAGAAAAAUCGAGCGAUGAAGAAAUGAGCGAAGAUGAAUAUGAUUCUGAUGAUGAAGAUGUUGCUGGGCCAUCGGAUCCAUAACUGUAUAAAAGAAAGAAAAAAAUGUGUUUAUGUAGAUGAUGAUGAUGUUCUAGUUUAUGGUUGUAUUUAAUUAGGGGAAGGGUGAAAAUCAUCUCAACCCCUUUUGUCAAUUUAUUUAUCAUUUCUCUAUUUGUAAAUAAAUGGAAUAUUAUUGGUUAAUGUUUCAAGUCUUGUCUAUUUGAUAUGUA